Branchiostoma floridae (Florida lancelet) is the source of this 1466-nucleotide messenger RNA. RefSeq names its product aquaporin-10-like. Bases 69 to 1139 code for a protein of 356 amino acids. Gene Ontology annotation, cellular component: basolateral plasma membrane; plasma membrane. Gene Ontology annotation, biological process: water transport; glycerol transmembrane transport. Gene Ontology annotation, molecular function: water channel activity; urea transmembrane transporter activity; glycerol channel activity. The record is from RefSeq and is a predicted model, not a curated record. Lineage: Eukaryota; Metazoa; Chordata; Leptocardii; Amphioxiformes; Branchiostomatidae. The transcript has 6 exons.
UCCCAAGUCUCCCAUCACGUAACUAAUCACAACCUUCUGUUUGAGUUUGACGGAAACUCCUUGACAUUAUGUUAAACAUUAACCAGACAACUCCCCCUUUCUGCCCUUUCACCGGACUGCGUGUCAGAGCUUUGACAGGAAAAAUACCAACUGUAAAGACUUGGAACAAAACAUCAGCAAAGUCAACGCGAACUAUAGAAGGUAGAAAGAACAUCAUGGGUAAACCAUCGUGGACGGAGCGAGUUGUAGGCGCUCUUCGGGUGAGGAGGUUCGUAUUCCGGGCGGCGCUGGCUGAACUACUCGGCACAUUUCUGCUGGUGACGAUGGGAAACGGAUCCGUGGCGCAGGUCGUGCUGAGUCGGGAGGACAAAGGAACGUUUUUAUCCAUUAACUGGGGGUACGGCAUCGGGGUAGUCAUCGGAGUCUACGCCUCCUGGGGUGUCUCAGGAGCCCAUCUAAACCCUGCGGUAUCCUUAACCAUGGCAGUCCUGGGGAAGCUGCGCUGGGUCUAUCUGCCUUGUUACGUCUUGGCGCAGAUGUUAGGGGCCUUCUUGUCAGCAGUUUGUGUGUACAUAGUGUACUAUGAUGCAUUAGCAAACUUUGACGGCGGGACCCGGGCAGUUUUAGGUGUGAACGGGACCGGAGGAAUCUUCAGUACGUACCCGCAAGACUACCUGUCUAUUGGCAGUGGAGUCCUGGACCAGGUGGUGGGCACUGGCCUGUUACUCUGCGGUGUUCUGGCCCUGACUGACUCCAGGAACAACAAGGUAACGGCGGGGAUGGAGCCGCUGCUUGUCGGCCUGCUGGUGCUCGCUAUCGGCACGUCCUUCGGGUUUAACUGCGGCUACGCCAUCAACCCAGCCCGAGACCUGGGCCCGAGAAUCUUCACGGCAAUGGCAGGUUGGGGCAUAGAAGUCUUCAGGGCGGGAAAUCAUUGGUGGUGGGUGCCGAUAGUCGGACCGUUGAUCGGCGGGCUGGUUGGAGGUCUGGUCUACACGCUUAUGGUGGCGCUGCAUCAUCCGGAGGAAGAGGAUGACGAGCCAGUACACGGAUCACCGGAGCUGCAGGACGUAAAGGUUCCAGAAGGUGGCGUUGCUAACGCUGCUAUGGAAGACUUACCAAGCAACACUAUCGUGUAGUGACACACCUGUGCGCAAAAGUUAAGACAGCAAGUAUACACGUCCAUGCAAACCUUGCCUUGAGCUGUUGAGAUUCGAAAGCACACUUAAACAGGGGGCUAGUCAUUUUAACCUACAGAUAUAAGCAAAACAGACUUUUGUCGUGUAUCUGAAUGGAGUUUUAAGUUUUGGUUUUACUAUUAUCAAUGUCUUUGUAGAUACCAUACAGCCAUUCUAACAUAGAGCCUAGUAUCUAAGUUAUGUUAACAUGUAUAGUCAUAUGAUAGCUAGGAAGUAUAUUCAUUCUAACUAAGCCAAAUGAUUUUGUCCUUACAUAAUUUUUUAAUA